AUGAUACCUCCUAAUGUGAUAAUGGAUAGACUUUUCGCUGGUCCUUCUACAAAAUUUCUUGCUGUUGAAGGGCACAUCUUUACGGUUGAAGCUUGUUCAUUUUAUUUGUCUCAGAGAAGUAACCAGUCCAUAAAUGCUGGUAUCAAUACAAUUACUUGUAAACUAGGAAAGUCAGUUAUCGAGAUGAUGCUUUACUGCUAUCAAUGUUAUUUUUGCUUUCAAAUGAUAAAGGAUCCUCUUUUAUUAAGUGAAGAAUUUGAAGCUAAUUGCUGCAGAAUUAAAAUUGCAUGA
This is a messenger RNA of Funneliformis mosseae, 291 nucleotides long. The record is from the annotation of a GenBank genome assembly. NCBI's taxonomy places the organism in Eukaryota, Fungi, Glomeromycota, Glomeromycetes, Glomerales, Glomeraceae.